Ordospora colligata OC4 is the source of this 1035-nucleotide messenger RNA. RefSeq lists its product as uncharacterized. The transcript has a single exon. Bases 1 to 1035 code for a protein of 344 amino acids. NCBI's taxonomy places the organism in Eukaryota, Fungi, Microsporidia, Ordosporidae. The record is from RefSeq and is a predicted model, not a curated record.
AUGGAAACCUUUAAAGAGAAGUUUGAGAUUAUUGAGACGAUGAGAAACGAAAACAGGUUUUCAGCAAAGAAUUAUGUAGGAUACAAGAAUUAUUUGAAAGUGAAGUUGAGAGACGCAGAAAAGAGGAAGAUGGGAGUGUAUAAGCUUGAGUCGAAUGUGUGUAAGUCGCUAAUGCUUAAGUCCGUGAAGUUUUUGAAGAACAACUUACAUAUUUUGAAGAAAGAUACGUCGGAGUUUGGGAAGAUGUACAGGGAUCUUAUGAAGGGAAUGAUAGGAGCCGGGGAUGUUGAAGCAGGUGUUUUCAUGAGUCUACGAGAAAGAUUGGUGGAGUUUAAAAGCUUUUUGAACCAGAUAAAUGGAAUACUUGAGCAUGCACCUUACAAUGUUGAUACAUCGAUGCUAAAGGUCAAGGAGAUGUGGCAUGAUGUUGAGCUUAGAUUUGAUACAGAUGCAGAGCGAAAGGCUUUUCAUGAAGGAGUGGUUUUUGAAGGGAGAGGAUAUGAUGCUGAGGUGGCAAGAAGAGUGAAGAAGAUAGAAAAAGCGAAGAGAAAGCUGUUUGUGUUGAUUGAGAAGAGACCUACAAAGGUUCUAUGUAUUGGAAAGAAAGCACAAGUAUUGCAGUCAGAGCUUGAGGGACUGAAGAUGUUUUUGGGAGAGAACUUGGUUGAAUCAAAGUAUAUUAAUAAGGUACUUGAAGACACGAAGAGCUUGUGUAUGUACUAUGCAAAGAUUUAUGAGUUCAUAGUAUUUUUGAAGAAUGAUGAGAUGAUUGAUGCAUUUGUUGUUCCGACGAUGUUCAAAAACCUUGAGUUGCAGAUUGUGCAAGCAAGAGAGGACUUUUCGAAGGUUCCGAAGAAGUAUUUGAAGGCGGAGUUGAUGAAGCAGCUGGAGGAGUCAUUGAUUCCAAAGGAACCCGUUAUAAAGAUGCCGUUUGUCCCUGUGAUAUUUGACAUUGCAAGGGAUUACAUUAGCUAUCCGCCUGAUGAUAAAAAGCUUUCUGAGCUGUUUAAACAGCUUUCGAUGUCAAAUGAUUAA